Messenger RNA from Melanotaenia boesemani (Boeseman's rainbowfish), 7434 nucleotides. RefSeq names its product mitogen-activated protein kinase 8b (gene mapk8b). Lineage: Eukaryota; Metazoa; Chordata; Actinopteri; Atheriniformes; Melanotaeniidae. The coding region runs from base 565 to 1887 and encodes 440 amino acids. The record is from RefSeq and is a predicted model, not a curated record. Gene Ontology annotation, cellular component: cytoplasm; nucleus. Gene Ontology annotation, molecular function: JUN kinase activity; ATP binding. The transcript is spliced from 13 exons. Gene Ontology annotation, biological process: protein phosphorylation; JNK cascade.
UCUUGAACGUCCCCCCGAUUCUCAUUGUGAAGCCGAGGAAACAUCGGAAGCUUUCGACGACGUCGGUAUGAAAUGGCAGAAACUGGCCGUGUCGCGGAAGCACUGAGGCUAGGUUACGUAGAAGCUCCACAUGUAUUCGGCAGUGAUCCUGACCUGCUAAUUUAAAGGAAACUGGAGUUUGUCCGGAGAAAAUACGAGGUUGAACACCAGCGCUUGCGUUAGAGAAAUAUAUUUAAAAACACGUCCUGGUUGUGUCUUCGGCAGGCAGCGAGCGGCCACUGCGAGUCGAGACUGUUGGAAUUAACCGGAGAGGGUAAAUGCAUCCUGGUUGCUCAAUCGAUCUUGUAUGCAUCUGGAGUCAAGUUUGGGUGCUGCAGCUUCCAGACUGCGCUGCACAUUUUGCUGCUGAGGGGCCGGCAGCAGCUUGCCAAGAGAACAACGACGAUCAGUCAAAUGCACCAAGAAAUCUGACUCCUGCACCAAAAAGUGCAAGGAGGUCUGCAGAGGUUUUGACAGGCAAUCCCUCUUGGAUGCUCAGUCACAGUCUUGGUCCAAGGCUUCACCAUGAACCGGAACAAGCGUGAAAAGGAGUACUACAGCAUAGAUGUGGGGGAUUCAACUUUUACUGUUUUAAAGCGCUACCAGAACCUCAGACCCAUCGGAUCUGGAGCACAGGGAAUUGUCUGUUCUGCGUAUGACCACAACUUGGAGAGAAACGUCGCCAUCAAGAAGCUGAGCCGGCCUUUUCAGAAUCAAACCCACGCAAAGCGGGCCUACAGAGAGCUGGUGCUCAUGAAAUGUGUCAACCACAAGAACAUUAUUGGCCUAUUAAAUGUAUUCACACCACAGAAGACGCUGGAGGAAUUCCAGGAUGUGUAUCUAGUGAUGGAGCUGAUGGACGCCAAUCUCUGUCAGGUGAUCCAGAUGGAGCUGGACCAUGAGAGGCUGUCCUACCUGCUCUAUCAGAUGUUGUGUGGAAUCAAACAUCUGCACGCUGCAGGCAUCAUACACAGGGACCUGAAACCCAGUAACAUCGUAGUGAAGUCCGACUGCACACUGAAGAUCCUGGACUUUGGCCUUGCCAGGACGGCUGCCACAGGCCUCCUCAUGACGCCCUACGUGGUAACCCGUUACUACCGCGCCCCGGAAGUCAUUCUGGGCAUGGGUUACCAGGCCAACGUUGAUGUCUGGUCUGUUGGAUGCAUCAUGGCUGAAAUGGUCCGGGGUAGUGUGUUGUUUCCAGGCACUGAUCAUAUCGACCAGUGGAAUAAGGUAAUCGAGCAACUGGGAACGCCGUCCCAGGAGUUCCUGAUGAAGCUCAACCAGUCGGUGAGGACCUACGUGGAGAACCGGCCGCGGUACGCCGGCUACAGCUUCGAGAAGCUCUUCCCUGAUGUCCUGUUUCCUGCUGACUCUGAACACAACAAGCUGAAAGCUAGCCAAGCUCGAGACCUACUAUCCAAGAUGCUGGUAAUAGACGCUUCAAAGCGGAUCUCGGUGGACGAGGCUCUCCAGCACUCCUAUAUCAACGUGUGGUACGACCCAACUGAAGUGGAGGCACCACCACCUGUGAUCACAGACAAGCAGCUGGAUGAGAGGGAGCACACGGUGGAGGAAUGGAAAGAGCUGAUUUAUAAAGAAGUGCUGGACUGGGAGGAAAGAACAAAGAAUGGUGUAAUCAGGGGGCAGCCGGCUUCCAUAGGUGCAACAGUGAGCAGCAGCCCCUCGCAGCACCACCAGCACCACCCCUCCACAUCCGCCUCCGCCAACGACGGCUCCUCCAUGUCCACCGACCAGACCCUGACCGACACCGACAGCAGCCUGGAGACGGCUAGCACCGCCUCCGUGGCUGUUACAGCUAACGGCCCUGUGGGCUGCUGCAGAUGACUAUCAACUUCGCCUCCUCCAGGUCCCGGCUCCAGUCCCGGUUAUAACCCUGGACUGGGCCACACCCCUCUGGUAAUACCCAAGACCACUAGCCUGACACUGGCUCCUGGUUCCUACCCUCGUAUUCGCCUCCUCUCUGUGCUUGUGUAGCAUUUUAGCCAGAUAGCUGUUUGAGAAACAUUUCUGAAAGGACAGAUCUGUAUUUUUUAUUUUUUGACAGUAGUUUUAUUUUCUUUUUAUUAGCUUUUCAUUUCUUGCUGUAAUUUAUUGUGGCGUUUCCUAUUUCUUUUCAGAAAACUAAGAUGAUUACUGAAUUUUUAUUUCACUAUGUUUCGGUUUGUAGUGACCGGCAGUGAGAAUUUAAAAGAAAUAUUAUGUAAAAUGUCAUAAUGUGAUCUAUUUUUCUGUUGAAAGUCAUUUGUUUCACUUGUAAGCUACUGCUUUUACAACUUGCCAUAUAAAUGUAGAUGGAGUUUGUACAGAUUUUAUGGUAGAUGUAGUUUUAUCUUCGAUGCAAGUUUGCGGUGAGCCAUUGAACCCUAAUUUAAUUGACAAAUGUCAGAACUUUCCUCUUCUGUUUUUAUCUGACAUAAUAUGGAUCUUGCUUUUAAUGCAUAUGACAUAUCCAUUAUUUGACAUGAGAUCAUAUAGAUUUAUUUGUAAAAAGACAUCACUACUUCUUCCUACAUUGUAAAAUUUCACUUUUAUGAAAGCUUUAUAAUUUCCUGAUUCCUCUCUUCCUUUUCACUCAUACUGUCAAAGUGCUGACAUUAGAUUUUUUUUUACUUUGUGCAUUUAGGCUAUAAGACAGCACACUUAAAUCCCACAAAGAUUACUUCUCAAUGACUUUCUUCUGUAUUUUUUAGUUCUUUGAAGCACCUCUUUAGUCCAAUAAGUGGUGCAGCGUUACAGAGCUGCUUAGGUGGGAUAGUUUUCGUAAAGGUUCAGGACUUUAGAAUGUUGUUUGUCUUUUUUAGAGGGUUUUGGGAGAUGUAGAGGUGUGUGUCAAUUUGUCAAGUCGGUGAUGGUGAAAAUGAAAUGUGUUUCAGUCAUGUAGGGAAUCGUGAUAUUGAGAGAGCAUGUGAACGUGUUCUGUAUUUGGUGUCUUGGAAGGGAUAGCGAUCCUGCUGUUUGGACGGGUGUGACUGAGGCCUCUGCCUCCCCAUCCCAGAUCUUUUAUCUGGUCUUUAUGAAUUUAAAAAUCUGAUAGUGACUUCUUUUGUUUUAUUUUUUUUUAUAUAUAUAUAUAUAUAUUGGCCAAACACUGCUUUUACCAGACUUGCCUGCAAUUAUGAAUCAAACUAUAAGAAUCAAAAGCCGCAAAGCACCAACAACCAGGCUCAAAAGAAAGAAAUUAAUUCUUACUGUAUGCAAUAAUUUUACCCUCUUUGAAUUUAUUUUUAUUUUUUUGUUUUGGUUUUCGAAAGGAAAAGUGCCUGUUGUUAGUCAUUCAUUCCUGAAGAUGUGGGACGAAGUCUUUUGAUUAUGUGUAGGCUUUUGUGGCGUCUUGAUAACAACAGUAGUUUCCAUGUCAAAACAAUAAUGUAUGAUGAGGUUGUAGUUCUCACAAAUGUAUUGUAUAUUUUUCUACUCGUUUGGAUUUCGGACCCCUUCAGCAGGAGACUGUUUUGUCAUGCAGGGUAAGAAACCGAUGGUAUGUGGAGGUUCAGGUGCUUAAACUCGUGUUUGAGUUGCUUCAGGAGAAAUGACUCAAACACAAGCAGUUUUAUCAAGGUCUUUCAUCAAAGAAGUCUUUCUUUGCAGUGACAGCAACCAGAUUAUGGGUUGAUCUUUUUUUUUUCUUUCUGUUUUUUAAAAUAUUUUAUUUGCGUAUUGAGAAAUAUUUAAAAGAUUUUUUGCUUCUGGGGUAAGAAUUUACAAACUGCUAUGGAUAAAAUAUGUUGUUGGGAAGGCAGAUUGAUAGUUUAGUUUAUAAAGAUCUCUGAAAGACAGAGCCAAAAUACCACAGUGUUUCUGUAGUAUAUAAACCUUGAAACCGUGUGGUACUAACUAAUGGAAAAUACAUUAACUGUCAAUACUCAACAUAUUUCCUGCAGUACAUAAGGCUACUACAAAAUGUUUGCAUAAAAAACAGAUCUUCGAGAGUUAAGAGAUCUCUUUUGUAGAUAUCAAGCAGAUGUUGCGGAUGCUUACAGCAGGGAAAUACAGGUUGCUGUGCUAGCAAUGUAAACUUACACAAACUAUAAAGAGGCACAGUUGUGCUUAGGCACAGUCCCAAUUUCCUCACUUGGACCUACCACUCAGUCCUAAUCCUUCAUUUUGAAGCAGUAAGGUGGCUCUUUGAGGGAUCAAAGAGUAGUCUAGGUUUGGCUCUUAAGCUGUGGCAUUGGGGCUUGAUGACUACUACCCCCUGAUCUUUAAAAAACAGGGUCACCCUUUUAAUCCAAAACAAAAGGACAAGGUCAAGUAGAAGCGCUAAUUGGGAUGAAGGGGACUGUGCCUUAGUGUGUUGCAUACACUGUAGCUCUUUGCUGGGAUGUCCUUGGGCAACUUGUAUGCUAAAAAUGUCAUACUAAAAACAGAUAUAACCAUCUUGCAGCAUAUUUCCCAAAUAUUGCUUUACUCUGACUUAAAGUUUUUGACAGGCACCAGCUAUUCUUUAAUCCAUUCAUUAGGUAGUUUGUUAGCAACAACUAGAGCUUAAAACAAGAUGUACUGAAUCGGGUUGCAUCAUUAAACUUAAGAAAUGUCUUUCAUAGUGAAAAUCUAAGCAACUGCUGCAUUAGGCACCUGCUUAUAGUUGGUAGUAAUUGGCUGUGUGAAGAUGUGAUCAGUGUAAAACACAUUAUGAUCUAAUUCUGUUUUGUUUUAAAAUGGUAGCAUAUCUUUGUUUUAAAAUGAGAGAUAUGUUGCCAUGAGUAUGAUUUAUUUUAUUUGUUAUGAAUUUUUUUGUAAACAUUUAGUAUUACAUAGUAGUUUACAUUCUAAUGAGUGUCUUGACUAAGUAUAGCCCAAAUCAUAAUACUUCCUUUUUUACUUUUUACUCUGCGGUCUAAAUAUUCAGUUUUACUCGUUUACAGAACUGUUCAAUAGUUAAUAGCAGAAAAUAAUUGUAGCAUGUCAUUUAGUUAAUAUAUUGGAGGGGAUAUUUCACACCAGUUUUAUUACAAAGAUGCUGAAAAUCGGUAAUAGGUAAACCUUUAACAUGAAUCUCUGAAAGGGAAAUUAUACAGUUACUUUAAAUAAAAUGACUGUUAGCUUGUCAGUUCACUCCUCAACAUUUGUAUUUAACAAUAAUCAAACAUUAGCUUGUCAAGAACGAGCUACUUAACCAUUUCUUUCCCCCCUUGAUAACUAGCAAAUGCUAGCUCAUCUAAUUUGCUCCACACAUCUCAACAUUAGCUUUACAAUUAGCUGCACAGACAUAUCAGCACAGAAAUAUUAGCUUGCCAGUUAGCAACAUAACCAGAAAUGCAUAUAAUAAGCUGCAUAGGAUAGAAAGGUUAGCUUGUCCUUUACCAACACAAUUUGUGAUACAUAUAGUUAGCUGCACAGACAUAUUAGCAUAAAAAGUUAGUUUGUAGGUUAGCUACACAGCUGUAAAUAUAUACAUUUUAACAAGCAAACAUGAGCUUCGGUGAGCUAGUUAUAAAUCUGAUAUAUAUACAUCAAUACAAUUUUCAAAUCUAAAUGUUGGCUUUAGCCCAGAGUUGCAAUGUCAUUUAUUAACUAGCUAAGUUUAGUUGGUCAGUUAGUUGUACAACAUUAGUUUAAAAAGCUAUACAGCUGUCAAUUUAGCCUGUCAAAAAAACAAAAAUUAGCUUUCCAGUUUAUUAUACAAUUGUUAAUGACAUUUACAACGAGCGACUGAAGCAAAUGUUAGCUUGUCAGGAAGCUAUACAGGUGCUAAUAUUUGAGUAUACAUUUUUAUGUUAAAAAGCUCUGCAUCUGAGAAUUUUUAGCAAGCUAAUUUGUCCAGAUAGCCUCAAACAAUGUAGACAUUAAGUAUGAAAGUAUUUAUACUUGCAAGUUUAUUUGGUGCAACCCAUUUUAAUUUUUGUGAUGCAUAAUUGUAGAUUUUAUACUUUGAUUUACACCUGUAACAAACAGCUGGUGCCAAUACUCACCACAGUGUUGUAGGAAUGCUUUUAACCCUUAUUAAGCAAAUACUAUUGAUACUUAGCAGCUGUGGAACCAAAUUAUUACAAUAAAGAAAGAAGUAAACUGCAGUGGUUAUUGUGGUUUCCAAUGGCAAAAAUUUCAAGUAAUAAUUCAGCUUUUUUUAAGUGUAAUGAACCCCACUAUGUAAGCAGUGUCAUAUCUGCAAAAAAGCAGGGGUAAUGGGAAAAGAAAAUGGCAUGUAUCCAAAUGUGGUAUUAUCUAAAAGAGAUAAAUAAGUCAAUCAGAAAAAAAACAUUCGUUCUUGAAAGUGCUCUUAAUUUUCUUUGCCCAGCGUUAGGAACAUUAAUUUCAGUUUCAUUAAAUUCCAUUUCUCUUUAGGUUGCCGUUGCUUCAUUAAUAUUACAAUAACAUCUCUCCAGUUUUCUUCUAAUUUAAGUCGACUUUGAUGAACUACCUCACGCGGAAUUUCUGCCAGUUCGUGCAAAUAUUUUAGUCGCCUGCAGAAUUAGUUAUCGAAGAUGUGUGAAUAACAGAUUCCAUUAUUUAUUUAUUUGAAAGUGUACUAUUUGUCAGUUUCAACAGACUUCUAGUUUUGUACAUUAUGUAUACUUCACCCAGAAGUAAGAGAAUUGUUAUAUGAUUUUUUUCCUCUUAUUUUUUUUUAACUAAAUGUGCAAUACCUUCAGUAAACUGUGCUAGUAGUAUGUGAUGGGCUUAGCCUUUGUUAGCUGUCUCCUGAAGGUAAAGAAAUUGUUUGGUACUGUCAAUCCACAUUUUCUUUCUUUCCUUCUUUCUUUCUUUCUUUCUUUCUUUUUUUUUUUUUAAUUAAUAAUUUCAGUUUUUAUUUCUGAGAGUUGUUUUUCAGUCAUAAUGUUGCGUAAUUGGUCUUUCCCAACAAAAAAAUCUGUUGGCAGGAAUUUGAUGAAGCUUCUGAAAAAUUCUUUGAUUCAAACUUGGCUGACAGAUUUUUGAUUUUGGGAUGUAUUAGUAUGUUAAACACAGAAAAAAAAGGUAAAUUCUCACAAGAAACCGUUAUAUGUCUGGUGCUGGUUUGUAAUAUUUGCUAGUGAAUCCAGCAAUGCAACUAGUUUUAAGAAUUCCUGGAUCUGCGUGUCCCAGCCGCAACCAAUGAAAAGUGCACUACUAGAAUACAUGGGCUGGGAUCUGAUGAUGCCACCUCCUAGAAAAUGGAAAUAAAAAAAUAAUAUGUAUUGCAAAUAAAAGAAAUACACUUUGGUUCAUUGUUGUAUGUCUUCUUUCUGUAAUAUUUUUUUUUCUUUUUGGUCCAGGUUUCAAUAUAAUCUAGAAAUUUUGGGCAUUACUAUAAGAUUCCAUUUCAGAUGCAGUCAGACUUCAUUUCUUUUGUGGAAUGGGAUGUUUCAAAAAGUUGAGGUUUGAUCUGUUCAUUGGGGAGGAGGAGCAGGGGUACCUUCUUUAAGUUUAUAAACAAACUAUGUCACAGUU